Miscanthus lutarioriparius is the source of this 2631-nucleotide messenger RNA. The record is from the annotation of a GenBank genome assembly. Lineage: Eukaryota; Viridiplantae; Streptophyta; Magnoliopsida; Poales; Poaceae.
AUGAACCUCUCCCCGCCCAAGAUGUCGGAGCCAUCCCCUGAAAGUGACGGGGAACAAAGGUGUCUGAACUCAGAGCUAUGGCAUGCAUGCGCAGGGCCCCUUGUGUCCCUGCCUGUGGUUGGGAGCCGGGUCGUCUACUUUCCUCAGGGCCAUAGUGAGCAGGUUGCUGCAUCAACUAAUAAAGAAGUUGAUGCUCAGAUCCCAAACUACCCAAACCUACCUCCGCAAUUAAUCUGCCAGCUUCAUAAUGUCACAAUGCAUGCUGAUGCGGAGACUGAAGAGGUUUAUGCCCAGAUGACACUGCAACCAUUGAGCCCGGAAGAGCAAAAGGGACCUUUUCUUCCAAUUGAGUUGGGUGCUGGUAGUAAGCAGCCAACUAAUUACUUCUGCAAGACAUUGACUGCAAGUGACACUAGUACCCAUGGUGGAUUCUCUGUUCCGCGCCGAGCAGCAGAGAAAGUCUUCCCCCCAUUGGAUUUUUCACAACAGCCUCCAGUGCAAGAGCUGGUUGCAAGAGAUCUGCAUGAUAAUGAAUGGAAAUUUCGCCACAUUUUUCGUGGUCAGCCAAAAAGGCAUCUACUGACGACUGGAAUGAUAAUAACCAACUUCUCUUGGGAAUUGGUCGUGCAAAUCGUCCCACAGACUGUAAUGCCUUCUUCUGUGCUAUCAAGCGAUAGCAUGCACAUUGGUCUUCUUGCUGCAGCAGCUCAUGCUGCAGCCACAAACAGUCGUUUCACUAUUUUCUACAACCCCCGGGCUAGCCCUUCUGAGUUUGUCAUUCCACUGGCUAAGUAUGUGAAAGCUGUUUACCACACGCGUGUGUCUGUUGGAAUGCGGUUUCGGAUGCUUUUUGAGACAGAGGAAUCAAGUGUCAGACGAUACAUGGGUACGAUAACAGGCAUAAGCGAUCUGGACUCAGAGCGCUGGCCAAAUUCACACUGGCGUUCUGUGAAGGUUGGUUGGGAUGAGUCUACAGCUGGUGAUAAACAGCCAAGAGUUUCACUCUGGGAGAUUGAGCCACUGACAACCUUUCCGAUGUACCCAACUGCCUUUCCAUUAAGGCUAAAGCGUCCGUGGGCUUCAGGACUACCUAUGUUCAAUGGUGGGAGGAGCGAUGAGUUCGCUCGUUAUUCUUCUCUCAUGUGGCUUCGAGAUGGAAACAGAGGGGCUCAGUCACUGAACUUCCAGGGACUUGGAGCAUCACCAUGGCUUCAGCCAAGAAUAGAUUAUCCAUUGUUGGGUCUGAAGCCAGAUACUUACCAGCAGAUGGCUGCUGCCGCACUGGAAGAAAUUAGAGCUGGGGAUCAUUUGAAGCAGACAUCUUCUUUCCUGCCAAUCCAACAGACUCAAAAUUUGAAUGGUGGAUUAGAUCCUUUGUAUGGAAAUCCUGUUCUACAGCAGAUGCAGUUCCAAUCUCAGCAGUCACCCCUGCAAGCUGUGCAGCAAGGUUAUGGUCAGAAUGCAAGCGACUCUGGGUUCCUUCAAAAUCAGCUGCAGCAGCUGCAGCUGCAAAAAGCAGCAGGAGCCACCACCACAGCAGCAGCAGCAGCAGACACAAGUUCUGCAGCAACAAUCGAUCAGGAAAUGCAACAGCACCUCUCAGCUAGUUGUCAUGAUAUUGCUAAUGUAGCUUCUGGUGUGUCCGAGUCUGGAUCUGCUUGUCAAUCACAAUCUUCUUUGCUUUCUGGGUCAUCGUUCUAUCAACAGAACAUCUUUGAUGGAAACAAUGGUCCAGAUCUGCAUCUGCACAACAGUUUCCACAACUUUUCAAGCCAAGAGUCCUCCAACCUUCUUAAUCUCCCAAGAAGUGGCCAAUUAAUGGUAUCAGAGGGAUGGCCUUCAAAGAGGUUGGCCGUGGAAUCUCUUGCUGGUCAUGAGCUCCAACCUGUGCAGCCCAAGCUUGAGAAAGUGAAUCACCAGAGUAAUGUACCUCACAUUUCUGGCACCUUGCCGCCACUGUCAGCAAGAGACGGUUCUAGUGCCCAGGCUUGUGGUACAAAUGUUCAGAGUCACCUGCUUUCAUCAUCAUUUGCAAUCCAUGAUGGCUUGUCAACCGUCAGGAGUGGUGGUGUUGGCAGUGGAACUGAUGCGACAACCAUAGCUUCGUUGAGAUAUGGUGACAUGAAUUUGCUACCUGAAAACUCCAUAGCAACUUCCAGUUGUUUGGGUGAAUCAGGAACCUUCAAUUCUCUUGACAAUGUUUGUGGUGUAAACCCAUCACAAGGUGGAACCUUCGUGAAGGUUUACAAAUCAGGGUCCCUCGGGAGAUCGCUCGACAUCACCAGAUUCAGCAGCUACUACGAGUUACGUAGCGAGCUCGAGCGGUUAUUUGGUCUUGAAGGCCAACUGGAGGACCCUGUAAGAUCAGGCUGGCAGCUUGUAUUCGUCGACCGGGAAAAUGAUAUUCUUCUCGUCGGCGACGACCCGUGGCAGGAGUUUGUGAAUAGCGUAUGGUGCAUAAAGAUCCUCUCGCCACAAGAUGUGCAGCAGAUGGUCCGCAGCGGAGGCGACCUUCUGUCUACACCUGGAGCGAGGAUGCUGCAGAGCAGUGUCUGCGAUGACUAUUCUGCAGGCCACGACAUGCAGAACAUCACCAGCAGCAUUGCACCUGUGGUGCCUCUGGACUACUGA